UCGCUCCCGCUACUCGCUGGCGCAGUGGAGCUCGGUAGGGUUUCCUCUCCGAGUUUGGCGGUAGCGAGUCUUGUCUCAGUAGCCCGCCCUGCGCGUGCUUUUCUCGCUCUGCAGCGCCCUUCCUGCCCGGGGGUCUCCUAAGCUUGCAAGAUGGCUGACAGACAGGACGUCGCCUCGGAACAGCUGAAGCGGUGGCAAAGCCAGCGGGGCUCGCAGAAGCCAGAUGCCUUGACCACUGCUGCUGGCAAUCCAAUAGGGGAUAAACUUAAUAUUAUGACAGUUGGGCCACGUGGACCUCUUCUUGUUCAAGACGUUGUUUUCACUGAUGAAAUGGCUCAUUUUGACAGAGAGAGGAUUCCUGAAAGAGUUGUGCAUGCAAAAGGAACAGGUGCCUUUGGCUAUUUUGAAGUGACUCAUGAUAUUACCCAGUACUGCAAGGCAAAAGUGUUUGAACACAUUGGAAAAAGAACUCCAAUUGCUAUACGGUUCUCCACUGUUGCUGGAGAAUCUGGGUCAGCUGACACAGUUCGUGACCCUCGAGGCUUUGCAAUGAAAUUCUAUACAGAAGAAGGUAACUGGGAUCUCGUGGGAAAUAAUACACCCAUCUUCUUUAUCCGGGAUGCAAUGUUGUUUCCAUCUUUCAUCCAUAGCCAAAAGAGGAACCCUCAGACUCACUUGAAGGAUGCAGAUAUGGUAUGGGAUUUCUUGAGUCUUCGCCCCGAGUCUUUGCAUCAAGUGUCUUUCACGUACAGUGAUCGUGGUAUUCCUGAUGGAUUUCGCCAUAUGAAUGGAUAUGGAUCUCAUACUUUUAAACUCGUUAAUGCUAGUGGGGGAGCCGUCUACUGCAAAUUCCAUGUUAAGACUGAUCAGGGCAUCAAAAAUCUUACUGUUGAAGAAGCAGGAAGACUGGCUGCUACUGAUCCUGAUUAUGGAAUUCGUGAUCUCUACAAUGCCAUAGCCAAUGGAAACUAUCCUUCCUGGUCUUUCUACAUUCAAGUUAUGACUUUUGAACAAGCAGAGAAGUUCCCAUUUAAUCCUUUUGAUUUGACUAAGAUUUGGCCGCAUGGUGACUAUCCUCUCAUUCCGGUGGGCAAGAUUGUCUUGAACAGGAAUCCUGUCAAUUACUUUACGGAGGUAGAACAGAUGGCAUAUGAUCCUAGCAACAUGCCACCUGGUAUUGAACCCAGCCCCGAUAAGAUGCUGCAGGGUCGUCUUUUUGCAUAUCCUGACACGCACAGACAUCGUCUGGGACCAAACUAUCUGCAGAUUCCUGUGAAUUGCCCCUACAGGGCUCGUGUGGCCAAUUAUCAGAGGGAUGGGCCAAUGUGUGUGUCUGACAACCAAGGUGGUGCCCCAAACUAUUAUCCAAAUAGCUUUACUGGUCCAGCAGAUGAGCAUGUUCUGAAGGAGAGCCGCAUGUCCGUUUCGGGAGAUGUGCAGCGUUUCAGCAGUGCAAAUGAAGACAAUGUGUCUCAGGUGCGAGACUUCUAUCUCAAAGUGUUGAAGGAGGAUGAACGCCAAAGGCUGUGUAAAAAUAUUGCUGAUCAUCUUAAAGAUGCUCAACUUUUCAUUCAAAAGAGGGCUGUGAAAAACUUCAAUGAUGUUCACCCUGACUAUGGUGCGCGUAUUCAGGCACUGCUGGACAAAUACAAUGCUGAGACUGGGAAAAAGGAUGUCAUCAGGACAUACAGACAAGCCACUUCUCGUGUGUCUGCCAAAGAGACGUCCAACUUGUAAAGUGUGCUGCAGAGAAUUACCAUAUGAAUUUUGCGUCCAUACAACUGUGGGACAACCUGUUGAAAAUGUAUUGAAUGUGGCAGAAUUCCUCACAAAUUUUUUACAGGCUUGAUUUAUUAAGCUUUCAAGUGCCUGUAUCUGUACUGGAAACAGUAAGUAACACAAGCUAACAAUCCUAGUGCCUUUCAACACUAGUGCUUUACUGCUCGCUAAAAACAUGGUGUUUUCAAGGAAACUGAAAAGUUUUCCUUUCUAAGAGGAAACAUUAAAUUCAUGUUCUAUUCCAUUUUUUUUUUUAAAUGUCAAACUAUCUCUGGCUAAAUUGCACAAUAAGACUUAAAUAAUGAUACUGUGAUUAUCCUUAUGGAUAAACUUGUUCAUGUUAAAAAGCUGAUAUUACUUAGUAUUUCUAGUAGUUACCUGAAUGUAUUUGUAGGUUCUUCCUUUUGAAAUUGUUUUAUCUUCCUGAAUAAAAAUAAUACAUAACCAAUAUUUUACCAGAACUACUGGAUAUUUCUCAUUCCUUUGUAAAAAAUGGAGCUGAAUAGGAAGCUUAUCUCACAUAUGUAAUUUUCAUUCUAAACACAUAUUGAAGAUAACAAAUCUCUACUUAUUAAUGCUGUGUCAGAGAUAACUGAUUUAAGGGAGAUGGCGGGUGCAGUUAUUUUCUACUUGUGUACACUUUACAACCAAAGUGAUUACAUCUUACAAGUCUGUAGGGGGAGAAAAAAAUUUUUUUUUCUCAUUUACAAGUAUUUAAAUUGAAGAACAUUUGAUUUUUUUUUUUCCAAACAUGUGGAACAUUAACCUCCAAAUACAUUGAUUUACAAGCUUAGAUGCCUUAAACUAUUCCCAAUAGCUCGUGAAGUUGUUUGACUGCUGUAAUCUGAUGUUGCUUAAGUCAGAGCUGGUUUUCAAAAUUAAAGCCUAAUUGAAAUGGUGUGUUUGUAUGCAUGCACGUUCAUCUAUGUAGGGAUAAAAGGGAUAAAACCUGAUUUUAGACAUAUUGGAAUGUUGUACACUGUUUGCAAUUUAGUUAAUCGGUACAAAAAGAAAUUGCAACCCUUUGGAUUGAGAAGUGUUAUUUCUUCUGAUAGUUCAAAGGAGUUUUUUUAGCAUAUUGAUAUUUUAUCUACAAUUUUGGAGUAUAAUCUUUAAUAGUACCUUAUGAACUGAGACAUAAUGAAAGUGUUUAUAUUUUAGCUGUAUCCUGAGUUCUUAAGUUUUAUGAUAAUUACAGAAAUUCUGGUUUUAUCGUACCUGAACACGUAUGGUGUUGGCCUAAGAAACUACAGUCAGUGCCUGAAUAUUUCACAAUAUGUUCAUACAACAAAGCCAUGGCUUAAGCCACAUUUUUUGUAGAGGCCAAAAAUCCCAACAAGUAUUUUUUCUUAACUAACUUGGAAGUAUCACCCAGUUAUGGGGUAACUAGUGUUCAAGCUGAUGGUUGGAAUUUAGAAUAAAAUUUGUCAUAUCCAUUACACAUUGAAGCUGUUCCUAAUGGAAUAAAAAUGUUUUCUAACUGUGCUCAAUAGGCAGUUUGCCAUGCAUCUAUAAUUCCAGCAAGUAUCAAUAAUUCUGCCUGUUACUUUUCCCUCUUCCCUUACCAAAGAGAAAGAUCAGCAUGUAUAUGUAAUCAGUCCAGAUCUUAGUUACACAACAUUGCCCUCAGUUUGAAAUAUACACUUUCCUUGCUUGCCUGCUAAUACUGCUUUACUAGCAUUUGGAUUGAAAGAAGCACUGAAUGAUGAUAAAAGAUUUCAGAGCCCAGCUACUAGCUUUUAAGCAAAUAUACCAGUUUCAACAGUUGGUGCAUUUGAGGAUCUACGUUGGAUUGCAUUUUGAGUAGGGGUACUCCUUGAUUUGGAUUUCAAGCACAAAUUAGCUUUAUGAGAAGUGAUACAGAUAGACUGAAAAAAAAUUGAUAAAGUACUGUUAACUAGAAACAUUGUAGAAAGCUAUUCCAACUCAUUUACAUACUAACCUAUUGUGAAAAAACAUCUGUGUGAUAAAGUAAAAUGAUAUCAAAUGAUGGUCUGUUUUAUCCUGGGAUUUGUCUGGAUAAUUGCAUGAUGAGGCUGGUGGGAAAUGAAAGAGCUGUAUAAAUGAGUGGGAAUUUGUUUUGCUGACACAGAAAAUACUAAUGAGUCUUGGGAAGGAGUAUGCAAGACUUUGUAAUUUUCAUGAUCUCUGGUAAAUGGAUUAUGUUGCCUUUCUUUUGUUUCUGAAAUAAAACAAUUAAAAAUUUCUUUGCUA
Lagopus leucura (white-tailed ptarmigan) is the source of this 3993-nucleotide messenger RNA. RefSeq names its product catalase (gene CAT). The transcript is spliced from 13 exons. Lineage: Eukaryota; Metazoa; Chordata; Aves; Galliformes; Phasianidae. Gene Ontology annotation, biological process: response to hydrogen peroxide; hydrogen peroxide catabolic process. The coding region runs from base 151 to 1737 and encodes 528 amino acids. Gene Ontology annotation, cellular component: mitochondrion; peroxisome; cytoplasm. Gene Ontology annotation, molecular function: catalase activity; heme binding. The record is from RefSeq and is a predicted model, not a curated record.